This is a messenger RNA of Anisakis simplex (herring worm), 348 nucleotides long. The record is from the annotation of a GenBank genome assembly. NCBI's taxonomy places the organism in Eukaryota, Metazoa, Nematoda, Chromadorea, Rhabditida, Anisakidae.
AUGGUGUACGAAAGUGAUUCAGUACAGCGCCACUGUGCAAUAAUCAGCAUCAAAACCAAUCGCAUCAAGUCGAAUCAACACGGCUCAUCGCAUGAGCGUCGUUUCCGAUGGCAAAUUAAAAACAGUAAACAUAUUCAUANUCAUGAGGACCGACGAUCGACGACGACACCUUUCGACGGAACAAAUCCUAAUGAAGGAAAAACGGGAGGACUUUGGGGACCAAACUAUUUGGUGAAAGAAAGCGCACUGAAAAGGUUUCAAGUUUCAAAGCAAUUCCAAAACGUCGAUUCGAUCUACUCGCUGGUUUCGAAACAAUCAAUUUCAUUCGUUCGAAACAAUCAGAUAUGA